Debaryomyces tyrocola is the source of this 1725-nucleotide messenger RNA. The record is from the annotation of a GenBank genome assembly. NCBI's taxonomy places the organism in Eukaryota, Fungi, Ascomycota, Pichiomycetes, Serinales, Debaryomycetaceae.
AUGUCUGCAAAUGAUAUAUUAGAUGUUUUGAAUGUCCAAAGGGAUAAUCAAAACCAGCCGCCAAAAAAGAAACAAAAGGUUGGAAAUGAGCAGACUUCUAUGCCUCGUCAAACAGGUAUGGCUAGAGAGUUAUACAACUUAUUAGGGCCAAAUACACCACCAGUUAAUAUGUCGGUUACUUCAAGUAACACUGGAAUUAAGGAUAAACUCAACUUGAAGCCAUCUCCGUGGACGAGAAUGCCAUUUACACCAGUUACUUCAAAAUUUGGUGACCAAGUCGAAUUAUUCCAUUGGGUUAAAGGAUCAAGAGAAUUGCUAGAGCAAGAGGAGGCUACGAAUAAGAAGCCGUAUUUCUUUGAAAAAUUCAAUACGAAGUUGGAUUUGCCGGAACUCAUGGACGAAGAAACGUAUAAUGUGUAUAUGGGUGAGAUCAAGGAUCAAGAAAUGAAGCAAAUUGAAGAACAGAAAGAAAAGGAACUAAAAGAAAAGAUGGAUCUAAAAGAAAAGGAAGAACAGAAAGAGAAGGAGCAAAAAGAAAAGGAAGAAAAAGAGGAACAGAAGGAGAAAGAACAAGAUAAAAAGAUCGAUGAAAGCGAUAAGAAUGACAAUGAUGAGAAAAAUGACAAUUCAAGUCAAAUUAAUAAUAAUACCAAAGAAUCUGAAAAACAAGAAGUUGAAGACGAAACCCCACAAGAUAUCGAUUCUGGAAGGGAUACUAAUGAAUGGACAUAUGAAGAGACAAAACAUCUAUUUGAAUUAUGUAAUGCGUUUGAGUUGAAGUGGCCUGUGAUAUAUGAUAGAUUCAACAACUCGAGCCGUACGUUGGAAGACUUGAAAGAACAAUUUUAUAGAAUUAGUGUUAAAAUAAUAGAAUCUCAAUCCAACUCAAAUCCAGCAUUAGUUGAUAAUCUUAAGGCAUUCUCAAAGUCAAAAGAAAUAGAACGAAAACAAUAUUUAGAAAGUCUUCUUAAGAGAACACCAGCUGAAAUUGCCGAAGAGGAAUCACUUGUGAUUGAAGCACGCCGAUUUGAGCUUGCAGCAAAGAAAAUGCUCAUAGAGAGAUCGCAUCUUUUAACAUUACUUGAUUCUCCCCAGACUACUCAAUCAGUUCAACAGUACCAAUCAUCACAAGGCUUAGCCAAUUUGUACAAUAAUUUGAUGAUAAUCGAUAAACACCAGAAGAAACGCCAAUUUCAACAACAGCAAAGAACAAGUAACUCGAAUAGCCAUGAUCCGAUUCCUCCUCCAAUCCCAAUUGCGGCUUCUUCGUCGUUUAAGAAAGAGCGUAACUUUCAAACUCAUUUACAACAAUAUUUAUCAGGCUUCUUAAAACAAAACCCCUCUAGCAAUGACUCGAAACAAGAAACUAAUGCUAUCCAACAAUUAUUGAUGAAGCGAUUAACGGUGAAGGAAGAAGAAGCUUAUGGAUUACAUUACCAUGCUAAUGAAAAGCUCACUCCUGGAGUUAUAUUGAGAUCUACUCAAAGGUUGCCUGGUUUGCAACAAAGACAAUCUGUAUUAAAGUCUGUCAAUAGCAUUCUUCAAGAAUUGGACAUUCCUACAGCAGGCGGUACCAGCUGGAAACCGGUUAUGCCUACCAGAAAAACAAUGACAAAAUAUGAUGAGUUGUUAAAGUCUGUGGUUGCAUUAUUAGAUGUUAAAAAGGGUAGGGAUAAAUUAGAAUCAGAAAUCAGAUUAAUUAAAAGUCAACGGGGUUUACAAUAA